Messenger RNA from Impatiens glandulifera, 2408 nucleotides. RefSeq lists its product as uncharacterized. The record is from RefSeq and is a predicted model, not a curated record. The transcript has 9 exons. The coding region runs from base 212 to 2080 and encodes 622 amino acids. Lineage: Eukaryota; Viridiplantae; Streptophyta; Magnoliopsida; Ericales; Balsaminaceae.
UAGAUUCUUCAACCAAAUAUCCAGUCCAUAGCCACCAAAGGUAACCCAGCUGGGCAGCUACGUUUCAUUCUUCCUUCCUUCACGUUGACCAAACCCUAUUCAGAAGUAACAAGCUUUCUUCCCAAUUUCAAAACUUUUCCAAGAUCCAAACUCUCGUCUUUAACGUUAUGUUACCCAUCUAGAAUUGCCUAGUUUCUAGCUAAAUUGAAUAAUGGCAUCUCCCUUUUCAUGUCCGGCGAAUUCGUUCAUUUACAAUUCAACCCUUUGCGCCUGCAACCCUGGUUACUUCAUUGCAGCCGGCAACAACAACAAGACCUGCGAGCUAUUUGCAAGCGAUAGUCAAAGUCUGGUAGUUAAUUCUGGAGUGGAUUAUUCAAUUAACUUCCCAGAGACUAUAUUUUCAUUCGAUUCCAUCAAGAAGUUCACACAGUCGCAGGCUGUUUUCCUCGAGGCUACUGCUGUUCUUCUUGUUUCUUGGCUAUGCUUCUGCUUGUUCGUUCGGUUUAGAAAGCUUGACGAUGGACGCUCGAUCUGGUUCCGGAUCCGGUGGUGGAUUAGUCGGCUGGACAUCAGUUUUUCUACACGUCAUUGGCUGGAUGAUCAGAAGAUAGUUGUGAAGCGUAAAACAGAACUUGGUGGAGCUUUCUCUAUAGCAAGUUGGAUUGUUUUUCUCGGUUUAUUUGCUGCGUUGCUCUACCAAAUCAUAUCAAAGAGAGCCAUUGAAGUUCAUACCAUCAGAGCUUCAAAUGCACCUGAUCUAGCUGCUUUCCAAAACGACAUAGAAUUUAAUAUAAUCACCAUAUCAAGCAUGAGCUGUGCACAUCUUCGUCAGUUGGGUAUUUUAGUAAUUGGGAACCCGGGAUAUAUUGACUACAGAACCGCUCCACUAGUAACAUUUGCUAAUUAUACAUGCCAGAACACGACUAAAGGGCCAAAAAUCAAUCUCAAGUGCAGCAAGUGUCAUAUUCGGGAUAGUGCCUACAUUUCAUGGCAAUUUGUUGAUCUUCCUAAUGAUCCUGCUAUGGCAGUUGGAUUCGAGUUCAACCUCACUGCAAAUAGCCAUGGGGUGAAAAAACAUGUAAGCCUUGUCGGAGGCACACUUAGCAAUGGGAGUAAUGACGAUAACAUGCCAACAACUUUUAGGGGAUCUGUGCCGAACAUAUUCAAAUUUAAUCUAUUUCCCCGCAUUUAUCACAAUCUACAUAAUCUUAAGCUCAUCCAACCUCUGUUUCAUGAGUUUGUUCCGGGUACAUCAUAUAGUGAAAUGAGUCAGCUUCAAGCUUCCCUACAAGUCUCUAGUGAAGGGCUGAUAAAUACUACAUUGUACGUGAAUUAUCUGUCUGACUACAUUGUGGAGAUCGACAAUCAGAAUAUUUUGGGCCCUGUGAGCUUUCUCGCAGACCUUGGUGGCCUUUACUGCAUUAGUAUUGGCAUUUUUUUCUACUUCUUGGUGCAAUGUGAGUACAGGAUCAAGAGGCUGCGUAAUGAGGAUAGCACUAUGAGGAAUAUUAGAAGUCAUCGAAGAGCUCAAGAUAAUUGGGAUAAAUUGAGAAAAUAUGUGAUGUUUACAUGGGGUUGCAAUGCAUUGGAAGAGAAGUACAACAAUGUCCAAGAAGGGCCAUGUUGCACUGGCCUAAUGGUUGGUGCGUUACAUAAGAGAACCGGAUCAUCAGUUAAAAGGGGUCAGCUAAUCAGAAUGGAUUCUAUCAGAUUUAACAAGAAAAUCAACAUGAAAAGUGAGAAGGAAACUGCAUCAACACAAAGUGCUCAAACAUUGUCCAAGAUUGAGAUGCUGGAUCUGGAAAACAAUAUGGUUGGAAAUGUAAAGGAUGAUAAGAGGAGGCAACAUCAUCCUUCUCGGGAAAUUGAUAGCAAUUCUCAUUAUCGAGGAACUAACAAUUAUUCUUUGCCUCCACCUCCUAUAUUAGAUAUGAAGGAUGGUUCUGAAAUAAGUAUGUCAGAGAUUCAUAAGAAUUUCCAAAAUCUAUAUGAAUAUAAUGUCAAGCUAAGGGAUGAGUUAGCUGCCGCUCAUACUAUGAUUAGCGACUUCACAUCCAAAGCCACAUCUUCAACCACAUAAACGCAUCAAAUAAAAAAAAAAACUUUGGAUGCAGCUAUGUUUGGUAAUGUUUCAGGUUAUCGUCAUCUAGUUGGCACCUUGUAUUUGGUACAUACAUAGAAGUUCUUCCCUGCUGUAAUGAAAACAACAAGAUAAGGAUCUGGAAGUUUUGUAGUCAGAUCACAUAUUUUGUGAUUUAGAGCUGUAUAUGUUGUAUAUCAUGUCGAUGAGAAAUGUGUAUAUAAUUUUGCACAUUAAAUGUGGAUGUAAACUGAUGCUUUGGAUUUCUUCUAUUUUGCUUCUAAUCUUUCAAUUGACAAUUGAGAAAUGUUCAUUAUGUUAUGAUUUA